CACCAAUCACGAAGCAGAAAUAACACUMUGGAAUUAUAUCUGUACUACUUCAUGGAUAAGCAUUCGAUGACAGAUUGUUUCUCAUUCCGAAACUAUCGGUAAAGCCUACAUUUUUAAAAAUCUGCCGUCGGACUUGCCGUCCACUWUAACCUGUAAUAAGUUUGAUUCGCAAGGGAGGUUGGCACUUUCUGAUUGAACUAAAAGACGAUUGCGAUUUUUGGCCAAGCCUCUGAAGCCUUCUUGGGUCUGAAAAACAAGUCUAACGUACUGUACGUACCGUGAGCCUGUACGAACCGUAGGAGCAAAAAAAUACACCCAUACUUUCUGUGGGUGCUUGCUGGAGAAGCAAAAAUUCAGGAAUAAUAAUCACGAUCACUUCUCCGAUUUCGUUCAUCUUUAGUCGUCAUUGCAACAAUCGAAAUGAGUUCUAUCCAUCACCGUGGUCGCGCUAACAAGCGACGCCGAAAGCAUCAGCCAUCUCGCGCAGCCGGCGUACACGCUUUAACCUCUAACGAAGAACGACUCCUUCACCAAACAGUGCAGAAUAGUAAACUAGGUGACAAUCGAGGGACUAGGGCUGGUGACAAUAUUGAUGUCCCUUUUGGACCAGUGUUUUAUCCUACUAUUGAGGAUAUGGAKGGAUCUCCGCUUGAUUACAUCGAUAAGAUUCGCCACAUAGCUCAGCAUUACGGCAUUUGCAAAAUUGUCCCUCCAAAGGCUUGGAAAGAAAAGGACUUUUUCGGUACGUAAAAACAAAAACAAAUUUAUUUACCGUCUUUGGUGGCGCAGAACGAAAAAAAGAUGCUGAUCAGGUUACAUCAAGUUAUUCUCUUGCUGCUCCAAGGGAAGGUAAUAUUUUGCGUUGUGGUGUGUAAAAAAGUCUACUUUUCCCACUUCAUUCGGUGGAGGAAACGUCUGACCUUUUUGCUAGGAUGAAUAACGUACGACAGUUCAAACUACCGUAAAACAUGUCUGCAUUAAGCAAUUUUAUAUUAGUGCCUCAAUUUAUGGGCAAUUAUGCAAAAAAUACCUCACAUUUUUUUUYCUAUUUUGAUCUCCCUGUUCGACUUUUUACUUUUUAAGCUGGGAAGAUGGAAACUCCACAGAGGUUCCCAACGAAAUUGCAGGACCUGCAUCGCAUACAGGAGGGGGUCAGUUUUAGAGAUGGCGAAGAGUACAAUCCCGGUUCUUAUCUUCGAUAUGCAAGCACAUUCACGAAGGAAUACAAAAAAAGKGAGUAUCCUCUUCACGAUGAGAUAAUUCAAGACCAAGAAACCAAAGAAAGUGUAAACCAGGAAAGUAACAACGUCGCUGAUAAAAAAGAUGUCACUAAGAACGGUGAUGCUACGAUCGGCAGUCGCCAGCGAUUCAUUCCCGAAAAUUUAGAACAAGAUUAUUGGGACUUGGUAGAGAACAGAAAUAAGGAAUUUUGUGUCGAAUACGGGAAUGAUGUAGAUACGCAUGAAUUCGGGUCUGGCUUUCCAUUAUCGCAACGAGGAAGAUCGGUUUACGGCACCUUGGAUCCACAAAAAGCCAAUCUUCCGGAUCCGCAGUUUGGUUCUGACGAAUACUUCAGGGAGACUUGGUGGAAUCUAAAUAACAUCCCGUGGACUCCUGAUAGUGUACUUCGUCAUGUUAAGGUUGGAAUUAAUGGUAUCAACGUCCCAUGGAUGUAUUACGGGGCAUUGUUCACCAGCUUUUGUUGGCACAAUGAAGACAAUUAUCUAUAUAGCAUAAACUACCACCACAAGGGUGCACCGAAGCAAUGGUACGGAGUUCCGGGAGCGGAAAAACAUGCCAAUGGUUUGGAGAAAGUGUUCAAAAGCUAUUUAUCGAUGAAGAUGAGGGACGUCCCUGAUCUCCUGCAUCAUAUAACAACACAAUUUAGUCCGCGUCUUCUGCAGAAUGCUAAGGUUCCUAUUUGCAAACUCCUCCAGCACGAAGGAGAAUACGUCGUGACAUUUCCAAGAGCCUUUCACGGCGGUUUUAGUAUGGGUCCUAAUAGUAAGUACAAACGAAUGCAUGGUGAAUAUUUAACGGUUUUGUUUGCUAUUCAUUUUUCUCACCUCUCUUUCCCCCUGGAAACUCGCAUGGCGAUUGUUAAUAGUUGGCGAGGCCGUAAAUUUUGCUACGCAUGACUGGAUUUACCAUGGCUCGGAUGCCAACGAGCGUUAUCGAUCAUUUGCUCGACCGGCUGUAUUUUCUCACGACCGACUAACUUUUACAAUGGCUCAUCAUUUAGAUGAGCAGAAAUCCUACAAAAAUUGCUCGCUCCUCCUUCAAGAAGUAGAAAGAGUAGUUGACGAGGAAUUACGACUACGCAAGGACCUUUAUGAGCAAGGCGUACGAGAUGUCUCUGACGUCAUCGAACUGCCUCCUAAUCGCCUUGAUCAAUUAGACGAAGACAGCGCAGACUAUGAUGACAAGAGAUUAUGUCACGCCUGCAAACACAUUUGUUUUUUUUCAGCUGUAGCAUGCGAAUGCAGUCGUUCAAAAGUCAGCUGUUUGCGCCACAGUCAUUACAUGUGCCGCUGUCCAUCGGAACGGCGAUAUCUGAUGGUAUGGAGCCCUGAAGAAGAGCUGACGAAAACGUGUGAACGAGUACGAAACCGCUGCGAAGCGCUGAAAAGUCAGGACCAAAAUGGUUCAUCUGUAGAUUCUUCGGAGCUUCAAGAGGAUGAUUCUUAUCCUCUGCCUGUAGUUGCAGUCGGUGUAGAGAAGGAUCUAGAAGAUCACAAGAAUGAUACCAUUAAGGUAGAUCCCUACGUGCCACCACCGAAAUCAACUCGCAACCUGAAGACUGACCUAUCGAUGAAAGACAUMUCGUUAGUUGGAGAAGUUACCGCGGACGAAGACCGGGACGAAUAUUCGAACAAUCGGGAUGUCGUCGUAACUCUUGAUGGCAGCGACGAUAGCGAUGAUGACGAGGUCGAAGUCGUCGCUGUGAUUGGUGGCAACAAAUCCCCCGAGAUGYAAUCAUGAAAAUUCCGUUGCAUUGGGUUCCAUAACUUUUCGUCGCUUUUCCAACGAAAUGAGAGAGAAACGUGGUGAUUUUCUACCAUAACGAAUGCCAGCGUGUCAGUAAUAUGUAAAUUAAUUUAAUGAAAGUGU
Messenger RNA from Pseudo-nitzschia multistriata, 3111 nucleotides. Lineage: Eukaryota; Bacillariophyta; Bacillariophyceae; Bacillariales; Bacillariaceae. The record is from the annotation of a GenBank genome assembly.